AUGAGUGGCUGCUGCUGCACGUCACCCAUUAUGACAACGACAAGUCCCACGACUGGCAUCGGUGGGUACGGAUACUGCUACAAUGGAGAGCGAUCGCAGAUGAGGUGCUCAUCGCGGAUCGAGUGCUCCUCUGGACAGACUUGCAUUAAUGGCUUAUGUUGCAGAACCACAGGAGACGAGUGGCAAAAUGCCUGCGCUGGGCUGACGGCCAUCGCCAGUUGUACAAACGGCUCGUGUGGAUCUUUCUCAUGCACUUCGUCCAACUACUGCUGCGAAUGCCAAUUUGGUCGUACCAGCGGUUUGUGCAAAGAUGGAUGUGGUCCAGGGUUCACUUGCUCUAGCAACAACUACUGCUGUCCAUCAUGUCCCAGCGGAGAAGCUCCAUAUGGUUCGUGCUACAACGGUCAGUGUGCAUCCGGGUAUUCGUGUCGUUCGGGAAAUAUCUGCUGUUCUUAA
Ostertagia ostertagi is the source of this 456-nucleotide messenger RNA. The record is from the annotation of a GenBank genome assembly. NCBI's taxonomy places the organism in Eukaryota, Metazoa, Nematoda, Chromadorea, Rhabditida, Trichostrongylidae.